AUGAGUGGAAUUGUUCAUUGUGUCAAAGAUGACGAGCUUUCAGCUUCUUGCCUUGGACGUAUUGUGAAGGUGCCUGCAGGGCCCCUAGUUCGAGUUGAAGGCACAGAGGUGGUAAUUCCGUGCAACGUUAGUCAAUAUGAUGGACCCAGUGAACAGAACUUUGACUGGGAGUUCUCUACGGACCCUGCUAAAGACCCUAAAUUUGUACAUAUAGUGAGUAGUUGGGACCCUUGGUUUACAUCUCUGGAGUAUGAAGAUCGAGUUAAUAGUAAGGAGAUUAUGUUGAGGCGAAACAGCAAUGAGGCUGUCGAACUUGUGAUUGGGAAUAUCCGCUCUGCUGAUGAAGGGAUGUACAGAUGUACUACGCCUAGCACAGAUGCCGUCUUCCAGGGAAAUUACAAUGCUGUAAUCGAAGUCAAAGUGAUUGCAGAUGGCUUAACAGUUAGUGGAUCGAAAGCCCGCUCUACAUCUACUUGGAACUUAUCAGAAGGAGAAGCGUUUCAGUUGCGUUGCUCAGCUUCUACUAAUUCAUCAGAACACACCCAUUUACAUGUGUCUUGGGAAUUUAAGAAUGGCCUUGCCUGGCAAGAAAUCCUGUCCCUGACGCAUGAGGGCAAGUUCCAGCCUGGCCCGGAAUAUAACGAGCGGUUUAUCAGUGGAGAUGUCCGCUUAGAUGCCAUGGCCAAUGACAUUUACCGCUUGUCUGUGUCACAGGCUCUUCCAACAGAUGAAGGUGCCUAUAGAUGUCGAGUGAGUGAGUGGGUUAAAGGUGCUGAUGGUACAUGGCAAAAAAUCCAAGAGAAAACUGCUGAUGUAGCAAAUGUGGUGGUGCAGCCAACAGCGUUAGGCGUGUUCAUUACAGGAAGCAAUGUGACUGUAAGAGAAAGGGAUUCCCUUGACCUUACCUGCAACAUCACAACAGACAGAAGUGGUAUUUUCCAAGCUGAAAUAACAUGGUACUUCAGUGAGUCACCUGAUAGCACCAUGGCAGAUGCUCAGGUUUUGCUGAGUGCAGAUCGUGACUCUGUAAUCAGUGACUCUACACUCAUCAGCCUUAGCCAUGUGGAUCGAACUUCAUACCACCUAUUGGUACGUGAUGUGGGCAUUGAAGACUCAGGCUACUACUUCUGCCAAGCAGCCCUUUGGGUGCCACAGCACAAUGGUAGCUGGUACAAGGUAGCAGAGAGGACAUCUAUACCGGUUAUUGUGGAGGUAUCAGCACCUGAGCCAAAUUACCAUGUGUUUCUGAAUGCUUCCAAAACACCUAAAUUUUCAGAGGACCCCACUGAACUGGAGUGUAGGAUCACAGAGGCAAAGAAUACUGAAGCAAACAUACGUUUCACUGUGUCCUGGUACUACAGAUUACCUUUGCGCAGUGAUGAAGUGGCAAAAGAUGAACUUCUUGCCACUAUGGAUGCAGACUGGACACUGGUAGUUGGUGACAGAAGCAAACAGCGGGCCCAGAAUGGGGACAUUAUUUUUUCUAAGCCAGCUGUGGACACUUUCCGCUUACGAAUCCAGUGGACUUCUGAAGUAGAUAAAGGAGAUUAUUAUUGUGUAAUUUCUUCAUGGAGCAGGCAGCGCAACAACAGCUGGAUAAAGAUCAAGGAUGUGGCUUCCAUGCCUGUAAGCAUUUUAUGGUCUACACAAGAUUAUGCAUUGACCGUAGAGGCUGUGAAGCUGAAGCCAUUCUUCAUGGCAGGGCACACUUUUGAAAUGACAUGCAAGGUGUCUUCCCAGAACAUCAAGACUCCUCGGUACUCAGUCCUCAUUACAGCUGAGAAACCUCUGAAUGACUCAGUCCAGUCCAGUCCCCAUGGAACCACUCGCAUAAUUUCUCUCAAUCAAGAUUCAGUGGUCAGACGGGAAGAUUGGACAGACCAGGACCGUGUGGAUGGUGUGGUCUUGGAAAAGGUCCAGGAAAAUGAGUUCCGCUACAGGAUGUACCAGACGCAGGUUUCUGAUGCUGGACUAUAUCGCUGUAUGGUAACUGCGUGGUCACCAGGGGGUGGAGGCUUGUGGCGAGAGGCAGUCAAUGGCUUAUCCAAUCCUAUCCAGAUAGACUUCCAGACCUCAGGUCCUGUUUUUAAUGUCUCCGUGCAUUCGGACAAUCCAACUGUCUAUCGAGAUGAGCUGGUGAAUUUGAUAUGCAUCAUCACUGUUGAAGGGACAGUGCUUGACCCAGAUGACAUGUCAUUUGAUGUCUCCUGGUUUGCUACACGUUCUGUUGCAAUGGAUAGAGACCCUGUUUUCUUAGCUUCAUUGGAUCGGAAAGGUAUAGUGACCCAAGCUAGAAGAAACGGGAGCAGUGAUGUCAGCUUGGAGAGAAUCACUCCUUUGGAAUUCCGGCUUCGAAUUCAUGGCUGUGAAGACCAAGACUUUGGAAACCACUACUGCUUGGUAACACCCUGGGUGCAGUCAGCUGCAUCCGUCUGGCAACGACAAAUGGAGAUAAAAUCCAAGCCAAUCCUUGUAACAGUGAAAAUGGAUGUGCUGAAUGCUUUCAAAUUUCCACUGCUGAUUGGCAUUGGCCUAGCCACAAUCAUUGGACUCCUAUCCUGUCUGAUAGGUUACUGCACUUCACGCUGGUGUUGCAAGAAAGAAGUUCAGGAAACAAGGCGAGAGCGGCGGCGACUUAUGUCUAUGGAAAUGGACUAGUCAAAAUGAGAGGUGGAUAAAUAUGUAGUUUUUUUAAAGAAAGGAGGGUUUUUUGGAAGGUCUGAGUUGCUCAGACUCGGCUGUUUGAACCAAAAUGCCCUGACAGCAAUCAAUCUGAUCUUGUCCUGGACAUAGAGCUGCAUCUUUUUCUACUAGUAUUUCACACUGAGAACACAUGUCAUAUUUGUCAGCAUUUAGCCCUUCUUUCAAUGGCAUUUCUUCUAGAGAUGGUUCUUCCACAGGCAAACUGUACUCACUGUCAAGACUUGGGCCUAAAAUACAUUCUUCCUUAUUGUUUAAGAGGAAAAUGGAUUUAGAAAGGCUCUGUGAAAAUAAAUCUUCCUUAUAAUUAGCAAGCCUCUAGAUAACAUCUCUAGAGAAGAAAGAAAGUGUUCCACAUUCUAGAUUUGGAGAAAUUUCCUUUUUAUUGGUGAUAUUGGAGUUCAUUUUAAGCUGAAAGUUGGGUUGUAAUGUUGGAAUCCUUUAUUUUUAAAAAGACACUGAUUUAGUGACUCCAAAAACUGGUUUUUGAGUAACUGGGCAGCAAUAUAAACCCCUUGUCAAUCCCCACCUGUUCCACUGUGUUUUGUAUAGUACCCUCUAUUGUUAUGUUGGUAAGAGUAUUUUUUUAGUAUUUCUUCACUGCUUGGUGUUCAUCAUCCCAACAGAAAGUGCCACUAAAUUUCCCAUCCUGCUCAGAGUGCUUGUGGGGUUGUUUUUAAUGAACACUUCACUUCUAGCAACUGGAUGGAGACUGCUGGAUGUUCUGAUGAAGAUCACAGAGCCAUUUAACCCAGUAAGCAGAAGGUCUGCCUUUGGGAUAGAAAUUUUUCUUAUCCCACCACUUCUCAGUUGGUUGAUUGCAGCUAGUAAUGUGUUGUGAAACAUGAGGGAAUAAGAUCCUCCAUGGUGGAGACCUGCAUUGAUCAGUAAGCACAUGGUAAGAUCCAUAGCAUAAUGUCAGGGAACUUGCAUGUUUUUCUCAUCAGCUAGACUAGUGGUUCCCAGCCUUAGGUAACCCAGCUAUUCUUGGAUUGCAACUCCCAGGAAAUCCAGCCAGCA
Pogona vitticeps (central bearded dragon) is the source of this 3720-nucleotide messenger RNA. Lineage: Eukaryota; Metazoa; Chordata; Lepidosauria; Squamata; Agamidae. The record is from RefSeq and is a predicted model, not a curated record.